Molecule: messenger RNA, 1028 nt
Organism: Onychostoma macrolepis
Lineage: Eukaryota; Metazoa; Chordata; Actinopteri; Cypriniformes; Cyprinidae
Exons: 9
Source: RefSeq, a predicted model, not a curated record
CCUGUUGCAUCUAGUUGACAGGUCAGGUUAGAUUUGUUUGUAUUUAAUGAUGCAAAUUUACCACACCUUAAUAUAGUAGAUCCUGUCAGGUCAGGUUUCACACACCACCAUAGUCCUGAGAACUUUCAAACAGGCUUGUGAGAAGACCAGAAGAUUAUUUUGUGCUAUCAAAAAUGAGACUUAAAGAUCUUGUGUAUGUUCUCACAACAAUGCUGAUCAUCUUAAUGUGGUGUUUCUCUAUCAACUGGUCAAAACUCCAAGAAGCUGCCAAACGGAUAUGUUAUGUACAUGAUGAUGUUAAUGAUUCUGUGACAGACUGUGACAAUCCAGGUAAGCUUCAUUUUAUGCUCAUUAGUGGACGAGAUGGAGAUGGAGCUUAUUGGUGUGCUUGUAGUACUGUAUUUUUCAGGGAACCUGUUUAUUUUUUCUGGGCAGGUCUAUUUAAGCCUCAUUUUGGUUGCUGUCCACAUAAACAUUGCCCUAUCAACUACUUUCCCUUCCACAUUCACAGCGGUGUAGCCAAUGUGGUUGCUGCAAAGAUCUGCUUUAACAAUACAAUAUAAGAACUUAUCAUGGGUGGCAUUAAGAAUAAUGCAGGACAAGGGCUGAAUAUCGUGUUAGCAAACGGUGAAACCGGUGAAGUUUUAAGAAAUAAGAACUUUGAUCUGGAAUCUAGAGGUCCUGAGGAAUUACUUGUCUAUCUAAAGACACUAAAACCAGGAAAUAUAGUGCUUGUGGCCUCACACAUCGACCCUACACCAAAGCUGACUGAUGAGAUUAGAGAUAUAUUCACUGCACUGGGCAGUACAAUGGUCAAAUCCCUGAAGCCCAGGGAUAGCUGGGUGUUCGCAGGCGCCUACGGAAUAAAAGAAGCGAGUUCUUUUGAAAAGUUAAUUCAAAAUCAUAUGAGGAGCAACGCGUAUGAAGACUGGCCAGAGAUGGGGGAGAUCAUUGGCUGCUUUCCCAGAAUAUUUGAGACUGAAUAAGCCACAGCCAACCUCAUAUCACCACGUUUGGGACAUUUGAAA